AUGGAUGAAUUUAGGCGAGGAUCAGCUGGUCAACAUCCCAUACUAUUUAUUACUGUUUUCGUUUCAUUGUUGUUAAUUGUAAUUAUUGCAAUUGUAUGUGCCCAUUAUGUGAAUAAGAAAAGAGAAGCUUCAUAUUCAAAUCCUAUUGUUGUAUCAUCGCAAACUCACGAGCCGAUUGGAAAUCAACAAACAACACACCAAGUACCGAUACAAAUAAAUAGAAAUGACACAGUUGAUGUAAAUUCAAAAACAGAUAGUCAAAUGCCUUCGUUUCAUCAAAAUUUUCCUAUGCCAAUGCCGAUGCCAAUGCCCCAAAUGAAUUUUCAGAAUUUGGAACAUACAAACUAUCAGAAUGUAUCCCAAACUACAGUACCUACUGCACCUUAUCCGACAACCUCAUACAUUUCUCCUUAUCCAGUAAACCAACCAUCAGUUACAGUGAGCCAUAAUGUUGAAUCAAGAAAAUUUUAA
Clunio marinus is the source of this 471-nucleotide messenger RNA. The record is from the annotation of a GenBank genome assembly. Lineage: Eukaryota; Metazoa; Arthropoda; Insecta; Diptera; Chironomidae.